Molecule: messenger RNA, 6256 nt
Organism: Bombus pascuorum
Lineage: Eukaryota; Metazoa; Arthropoda; Insecta; Hymenoptera; Apidae
Gene: DAAM
Product: disheveled-associated activator of morphogenesis 1
Exons: 12
Coding region: 1605-4865 (1086 amino acids)
Biological process (GO): actin cytoskeleton organization; positive regulation of actin filament polymerization
Molecular function (GO): actin binding; small GTPase binding
Source: RefSeq, a predicted model, not a curated record
UAAUGUAAAUAGCUCCAUGUGAGCGAACAGGUUCACGGAAAGCAACGCUUUGCGUUAUCAACGAACAGAGUGUUGGCACGGAAUGGCGCACCCAAAAGCGUGGCCGACUCGUUCUUAAUAAACCGUGAAACAAUCCUAAUUACGGUGUUACUAUGGGGCAUGAACGCCGCUGGAACAUAGGGUGUGGUGACGCAUUAAAUUAGCAUUGCAUUUCCGGCAAGAUCUCGACGUUUGAAAUUGUUCAUUCACAUCAGAAUAAACUCCACACUCAUCGAACAAUUUAUAUAAUUCUUCUUGCUGGACCAAUAAUUAUUAUUAUUCGAACCUAUGAUAUUUGCAUUGGAUCGAAACGUAUCUUCGGGUGGUGCAGUCUGCGCUCUACAAACACGCGACCCGCUUAAAACAAUGCCAUGAAAUCGAUCAUAGAAGGCAUGCAUCAACGCGUAUGCAUUAUGCAUCUCUGGAACCGCCCUAAUCGCUUCGACAUCGCUGCCCUCGGCGUUCCUUUCCCGCGAGCAUUAGCUAGUACGCAUCGCCACGCAAAUUGCACCGUGUACACACGCCCGGUUGCAAGUACUCUGCUCGCUCACUUGCUCGCUCGCUCUGUUUACCAUUUUCGAGCGAACAUGCGGUUAAGAAGCGUGGGCUAAAACGUCGAGAAACUCGGGCCGUACCAAAGGAAAAAGCAUAAAAAAGAAGGGUAUAACCCGGCUGGUCGAAACGCGGCGUUCGGUAGGGCAGCCAGUGGUGGGGACUUGGGCAGAUGUUUGGUCCAUGGUACGAGGGCUCCAGUCCCCUAUGGGGUGCCGUGCCAUAAACUACCCUCCAUCGACGAUUCUUUCGCGUAGGCAGUAGCAGCCAGACCCGAUGCUAACGCGACGACAACAAUGGCUUUCGGUCUCCACGCUUCUGCCCCUUGUGAGCCAGCCUUAAGGGCCACGUGACACGCGAGAAACACGCAUUUUCACGCAGACACACGUGCCUGUAGACGCACACAAAGACUUCGCAGAAUUCGCCGGAGACUCCUUCGAGUCGUGUCGAGACUCGCUUCUUCCACCACGUGGUCGACGCUCUCGUGCCCGUUGUGGUAGACGAGCAGCGUCUGCCGACAAUUGCGAGAUCUUUCCUCGUGGAAUCUUCCAACUCGGAACGCGCAUUUUCGUGAAUCAUCCGUGCGAUCCAACGUUUACGUAAUUACUAAAGAUAUACCGUUCAAUCGAUUGUCAAUAGUGUGUGCAAGUGAGUGGAGUAGCAAAGAUCGUUCCGAUCAAGGGAAUUUUAUUGCGAGACGAAGGGAUCGAUCUUGUGUAUACAGAUUCUGGCAGUUCCCCGUUCCAAUUUCGAUGUGGUCAAAGAGGGAUGUCGUUGAAAGUGAACCGCACUCCAGCGCGUUUCGAGAGGACAUUUAACGCUUGAGCGUGAACUAUAUGUAUUGGAAGCAUCAGCUGCACAGGAUCAAUAGAAAUCGACGUUAGAAGAUGUCGUUUGCUGAGAUCAACCAGCACGCGCCGUCACACGAGCGCCACUCCCGCUGACUCAGGAUUCCGAGCUGUCCAGUGAAGAGUCCACAGCCCUUGAAGGAAUUCGUGGGUCGCUGCCAGACGAUGCCAUCACGGGUGAAAAAGUCUUUCUGCGGUUGCCUUCAGGAUGACGAGCCACCGGAAAUCACGUAUUGCGUUGUGGAGCACACGGGUACGCUCACGCUUCAAGCAAUGACGCCCACCCUGCCGAUGCCUGCCGAGGAAGAACUGAACAAGAUGUUCCUCGAAUUGGUCGACGAGCUGGACCUGACCCAGGCCAACCGACAGGCGGUUCUGGCACUUCCGGCGAACAAAAAGUGGCAGAUAUAUUGCUCCAGGAAAGGUAACGGCACGCUUGAGAAUGGUGGACUGAGAACUACAGAUCUGAGCGGGGAUCCCGAGGAUUAUAUCAACAGACUGAAGACGAUAGCUAGUAGUCCUUUUCCCGAAGAGGGCGAAGAAGUUUCGAAUCAGAUGCGACAAACCGAAGCCCUAAAGACCGCUCUGAGGACGCAGCCGCAUAGUUUCGUCCUCAGGUUUAUAGAACUCGAUGGAUUGAAUGCUCUGUUACAAGUUCUUGGAACUAUGGACGCGGAGGCAGCUAACAGUAACCUUCACACAAGUGUGAUAGGGUGUUUGAAGGCGUUGAUGAACAAUUCGAAUGGAAGAGCACACGUAUUGGCGCACCCUACUGCCAUUAAUACAAUAUCCCAGUCGCUGGCGACUGAAAACAUCAAGACAAAGAUAUCCGUUCUCGAAAUUCUGGGUGCUGUCUGCUUGGUUCCAGGUGGUCAUCGAAAAGUCUUGGAAGCUAUGCUACAUUUCCAGCAAUAUCAUUCCGAACGAACACGUUUCCAAAGUAUUAUAAACGAUUUGGACAAGAACUUCGGUAUCUACAAAGACAAUCUGUCUCUGAAGACGGCGAUCAUGUCGUUCAUUAACGCGGUGUUAAAUUAUGGACCGGGUCAAGUGACUUUGGAGUUUAGGUUACAUCUAAGAUACGAGUUAUUGAUGCUCGGUAUUCAACCGAUUAUCGAAAAGCUUAGAAAAUAUGAAAAUGAGACGCUAGAUAGGCAUUUGGAUUUCUUUGAAAUGGUGAGAAACGAAGACGAAAAGGAGUUGGCGAGAAAGUUCGAAAAGGAACACGUAGACACGAAGAGCGCUACGGCGAUGUUCGAUUUAUUGAGGAGGAAGCUCAGUCAUACCGCUGCGUAUCCUCAUUUGUUGAGUCUUUUGGAACACUGUCUUCUAUUACCUCUCGAUUAUGGCUCCCAUCCUCAACACUGGCUACUGUUCGAUCGGAUCGUGCAACAAAUCGUUCUCCAGUCAGAAGGAAAUGAUACAGGUGUCACAAGGAAUCCCGACGUCGCGCCGAUUGAGAUCAACGUGAAGGAAAUUGUUCAUUUGCUCGCAAAGGAAGAAGAACUCGUCGCGGCCAGGAAGAAGGCAGAGGAGUUGGAGCGAGAAAAUUCCGACAUGUCGAGUAGACUAGCCAAGAAGGAACAAGAGUUAGAUCUAAGAACACAAGAGAAAGAAGAUAUAGAGGCCAGCUUGGCAAGGGUGAAAGAACGCCUCGAGAAGGAGACGUCGAUGCAUAUAGAGACGAAGCAGAGGAUUUCGGAAUUGCAAGACAACGUCGAGACGCUAUCUCGACAGAUAAACAACGAGAAAUCGGAGAGGAAGAGGCUGGAACAAUUGGUAGCUUCCGGAAGCUUACCGGACGAUGCGAAAGCGACGAUUAAAAUCGUCGAGGACGAGGUUCUUGAGAAGGUUGAAGCCAAACCGAUGCCACCGCCGCCCCCGCCUCCACCUUUGGCACCUCCACCACCUCCUUGCCUAAUGCCCGCAGCUCCUCCUCCGAUGAAGGUGGAGAUAAUCAAGAAUGUUCCUCAGCCGAGCAAUCCCUUGAAGUCUUUUAAUUGGUCGAAAAUACCGGAGCAAAAGUUGCAAGGCACUAUAUGGUCGGAACUCGAUGACACGAAGUUAUAUAACGUCAUGGAUCUAGAAUCGAUCGAUAAAAUCUUUUGCGCUUAUCAAAAGAACGGAGUGUCCGCGGAGGGUUCGAUCGAAGAUCUGCGAACCCUAGGAAAGAACAAAAAGACCAUGUCGGUGAUCGAUUCGAGGAGAGCUCAGAACUGCACGAUUUUAUUGUCGAAGUUGAAAAUGUCCGACAACGAGAUCACUAGAACCAUCCUCUCUAUGGACCAACAGAAUAUUCUGCACAUAGACAUGGUUGAACAACUAUUGAAGUAUAUCCCAUCGUCGGAAGAAGCUGCUCUCUUAGACAUACAUCAGAAAGAGCUUCAGAACAGAGCCGAUUGUUUCUUAUACCAAAUAUCCAAAGUGCCGCAUUACGAGCAAAGAUUACGAUCUCUUCACUACAAAAAGAAAUUCGCUGCCAGCAUUGCGGAAUUGACACCGAGAAUGCGAGCGGUGCUCGAAGCUAGUCGACAGGUGGCCAGGUCCCGGCGACUUAGAAAGCUCCUGGAAUUGGUCUUAGCUCUAGGGAAUUACGUAAAUCGCGGAAACGCUCGCGGGAAUGCCUGCGGUUUCCGCUUAGCUUCCUUGAAUCGUCUAGUCGAUACCAAGUCUUCUUGCUCCAAAGGCACGACUUUGCUGCACUAUUUGGUUCAAAUCCUUGAGUCUAGGUUUAGGGAGGUGUUGGAUAUCGAGGAGGAUAUGCCUCAUGUUCGAACAGCAGCUAGAGUUAGCAUGGCUGAUCUGCAGAAAGAGGUGGCUAAUUUGAAGAACGGUCUUCAGGACGUUCAAAGGGAAAUAGAAUUCCACCGUGGUCAGUCGCAAGUACUUCAAGGAGAUAUGUUCUUGCCAGCAAUGAGAGAUUUCCAGGCACAGGCUACAUGUAGGUUAGCGGAAGCGGAGGAUCUGUUCCAAGAUAUGAAGACUAGAUUUGACCGUGCGGUGAGGCUGUUUGGCGAAGAUUCAGCAGGCGUGCAGCCAGACGAGUUCUUUGGCAUUUUUGAAAACUUCCUACAAGCGUUAGCUGAAGCCAGACAAGACGUGGAAAAUAUGAGGAAGAAGAUAGAGGAAGAAGAACGAAGAGCAAAGCAAGAACAAGAGCUUCGGAAGAGGACAAUGGAAAGAAAGAAUUCUCGCGAGGGAAUAUUGAACAGCAUCUCGUUGAGCAAGAAGAACGAAGCCAAUAGCAAUGGACAGAAUGACAAUAAGGGUGAAUUCGAUGACUUGAUAUCGGCUCUUCGAACCGGCGAUGUUUUCGGAGAGGAUAUCGCGAAGUUUAAAAGAUCAAAGCGCAGACCUGUGACUCCGAGCGGCCAAGAAUCGCGAAGACACAGCGCGCACAGAGAAGAUUCCAGGGAAAGACAUUGAAAUCUUUUCUGGAAUUGCUAGUGACGUUAACGUCGUUCGAACCAUUUUACGAUUUAAACAAUAUGUGAUAGAAAGGAAACAUGAAUGUUGCGUUGAAGGAAAUCAAUUCCCCUGUAGGAAUAAAGGAGAGAAUCGAAAUAACGGAUACGUUAAGUAGGAAACGUGUAAAUAGGCUAACAAAAUGAAGACUACGAAACUUUUACUUUUCGUAAAUUCCUUCAUCGAUUACGUAGUAUUAUCUUCGGAUGUAAUUCCUGUUUAAUUCAUUAUCUCUAAAGUCUUCCUAAUUCACCGAUCGUAAUUCGUUUGGUGCAUUAUGUUUCGUGAAGUUUGUUCGAUCAUAAAUUCUGAAAAUUGUAUACGAUUUAUAUUUUUAAUCGAAUCUCAUGUUUCGUUUUUGCAAUUAUUCCUGCACAUAUCUGACACUGUGUUCGAUGUUGCGUACGAAAUACGGCAAAGAAAUAUCCAGGAAUACGAAAUCGUGUGAGAACGCGAUCUCUAAAUCGACAAGACCAAAGCGUCGUACGAUUAACGAUGUCUUAGCACGCUCAAUGUCGAUACUUUGUCUCUUUUUUUACUCAAUGAUAACCAAAUAGAAUUUUGUGUUUUUAUCAUCGUAUAUGUCGAUUAAAAUUAAGCGACAUUGCAUAAAAAUUGCAAAAUCGAAAAACUGAGCGAACGCAAGUUUGUACAUUGUUAAAAAGCGUUUGUGUUACGAGUCAGGCAAGGGUAUCACGCGAUAAUUUUCUGUAUAUAGUCAUUAUGCGUUUGUUCAUUAAGGUAGUCCGCGUUUAACGGCAGUGAUUUGCAAAACUUCGACGAAAGAACAUCGCAGCGAUCGGACCAAGAAGAGGUAAAGAACAGAGAGAAAACGCAACGCGAUCCUAAGAACGAUGGACCUGUUACAAUUUUGAAAAGACUUCGAUUUUCAUACGUCGACGAAUAUUCUUAGCGAAAUUUUCGAUGCUUUUUGAGAACAACGUGUUCUUUUUAUAUACUAAGAAACAUACCAGAGAGGGCCAUUGCAUAUAUGCAACUCUAUUUCAGCCUCGGGAAACCUACAAGUCUGAUUUUGUAUUUUAGAAAAGGACCUAAUCGUUAAUUAGAUUAUUUAGAAGCUCGUUAAUAAUUGCCGAGUCGUUGAUGGAAUUCGUGUUAGUUUUCGAUGUGUAGACCAGAGAAGGCGAAACGAUUAGACAAGAGUUCGUUGUAUAGCAGUCGAUGUUUUGUAAGCUUUUGUAUUUUUGUAAAUAUUCAGUAUCGAUGUCCUAUUCUUGUCGAUGGCGGCAGCCCGAUAAUAUAUUACUGCGUCCUUAAUGUCACAUGUAUUAAUAUAUACAUAUAUAUAUAUAUAUAAAAUAUACCGAAUAAACGUGAAAUUCAAAUCCUCA